AACUAAGCCGCUUUUGAAGAAAUGAGACAUGUUUCAUGUAUAGACGUCCAGACACAAGUUCUUAAAAUAAUUGGUUAUAUUUAAGCAGAGGAGCAACAAGAGAAGUUGGACUUGGUUUAGAUUAGAGUUCAUUAUUUCAAAUCUUGAGUCAUGGCAAAUCUCUCAGAAGAAGAAAAAGAGGCGUUAGAAAUCAAACGAUCUUUCGAGUACUUAGAUGUCAAUAAAGAUGGAAGGAUAUCGUCUGCUGAGGUCGUGAGAGGAACCCAGAUUCACGGUUUAAAUCCUACCAGGAAAGAGGCUAGUGAAAUGAUAGCAGAAUUGGACACCAGUGGCAAUGGCUAUGUUGAAUUCGAAGAAUACGAAAAGUUUAUGAAAAAGGAACUGAAGAAAUUGGAUUAUGAGCAAAAACUUUUCAUGGACGCUUUUAAGAAAUUCGAUAAAGAUGGAAAUGGAUUUGUAUCAUUUGAAGAACUGAAAAAAGCUUUAUGUGGUACAGGCGACAGAAUGUCGGACGAGGAUGUAAAAAUGUUCUUUGAUGAAGCAGAUCUGAAUAAGGAUGGUAAAAUAGACUACAAAGAAUUCGUCACAUGGUUUUCAAGCGCGUAGCUUGUGCAUAGACAAUCAAAAACGCACCUCAACAAUCUUCUGAACUUUUAUGGCAUUGGUUCUAAGGAUAUAAACGUCAUUUCUUAUACCGGUAAUAAUAUCUCUUGUAGACAUUAACAUUCUUACAUAACAUUAUGGCAUGUAUAAAUGCAUGUAUACGUGUACAACAAAGUGCUGUACACACGAGACCGGACAGAAAACAAUGCUGAUAGAAUUUAAACCUCUGAGGUGUAUUCUCUGAUCAAGGAUUAACUUGUAAAUUUAAAAAGAUUGAUUUAAUCAUUCUUCUCAAAAGAAAAAAAUGCUAGGAUGAUAUCAGAUGGUUUAUUUAGAACUACUCAAGCGAAAAUAACAGCUUUAAAACGCGUAAUGUGUUACGUAAUAUCAAUUUGCUAAGUAUUUACAUAACAAAAUUAAUUUUAAAACAGAAAACUACAUGUUUUUAUUUAAAAAAAAUAUUCUUGAUGUGUGGUUUGAAGAGAAAAUUAUUGGUGUUUUGACUUUCUAUUAAUAAAAAUUAACCAAGAAAGAUGCAGAUAUAUUAUUUCUAUGAACCAACGUUUGUAAUA
Messenger RNA from Saccostrea cuccullata (small rock oyster), 1175 nucleotides. Its product is annotated as calmodulin-like. NCBI's taxonomy places the organism in Eukaryota, Metazoa, Mollusca, Bivalvia, Ostreida, Ostreidae. The record is from RefSeq and is a predicted model, not a curated record. The coding region runs from base 151 to 606 and encodes 151 amino acids. Gene Ontology annotation, molecular function: calcium ion binding. The transcript is spliced from 5 exons. Gene Ontology annotation, cellular component: cytoplasm.